Dissoconium aciculare CBS 342.82 is the source of this 1568-nucleotide messenger RNA. RefSeq names its product snare protein syntaxin-like protein 18/UFE1. Gene Ontology annotation, biological process: retrograde vesicle-mediated transport, Golgi to endoplasmic reticulum. The record is from RefSeq and is a predicted model, not a curated record. Bases 200 to 1255 code for a protein of 351 amino acids. NCBI's taxonomy places the organism in Eukaryota, Fungi, Ascomycota, Dothideomycetes, Mycosphaerellales, Dissoconiaceae. Gene Ontology annotation, cellular component: endoplasmic reticulum; SNARE complex. The transcript is spliced from 2 exons.
GGGGUGCUUGUCAAGUACGGGGUACGAUAAGACUUCCAAGAUUUUCGGGAGCGACUUUACUGCUAUUCUCAAGUUGGCUCUCCAGGGCUGUCAAGGUAUGACAUAAUACCUCGCCAGCCAAUUUCGCACAUUGAGCCAGUGCCAGGAAUGCCAUGCGGCCUCUCAAGUGAUUAUCUCCAGGUGAACUCAGACCGGUACAAUGGAUAUCACCGCCGACUUCAAUGUCUGUCUCAAGCAGAAGGGAGCGCAGCCAAUCACAAAGAAGAGCUACGACUUGAAGACCAUCAACUCGUUCCUACAAGAAGCCUACGAGAUUAAUAUCCGAAUCGCUGAACUCACGCGGGAAUUGCGCUCCAUCCGGCCACGAUAUCUUUCAACAGCGCUGCCCCAACGACGAAAACAUAUCGCAACAGCGAGCGACGGCCAUGACCGGACACGUCCACUAACCAACGCUGAACGAGACGAAUUUGACGCACAAUCUAAGCUCCUCCUCCGACAGCUGAAUGGCGCAAUAUCUGGUCUCAAACAGGCAGAGGAUGUAAGGAAACAGGCCGUGGACUCUAUCGCUCUUUCAAAGCGUGCGCGUGGUGGUCUUGGCGGGCUGGGAAGAUGGGCCGCCGGUGGAGCCAUCACGGCCAAGUCGCCGGAAGAAGAGUUGGAACAGGCGCAAGCCACGACCCUGGCUGAGGUGCGCGAAAGCAUCACGUACUACCUGCAGAAGAGCUUGGAACGCGCGAGCAGGGCGCAGACAGACAUGAUGGAUGUGCGGUUGAGCAGAGAGCUGGAGAAGUCCAAAUCAAUACUCGCCAAGUCUGCCAUGAAUAGCCGCGUGUCCACAUAUCACGGCGACUACAACUCCAAUGCCAAGGCAACAGAUAUCGAGUUGCAGUCUGAGGCCUCCGGUUCCAACGAGCAUGCUCCUGGCGGACCUCUCACCCAAGAGCAGCGCCAGCAAUUUGCAGAAGAGAACCACGCGCUUCUCAAGCAUUACGAAGAUCAGCUUGAUCAAGUCCGGACGGCGGAACGAAGCAUUCUGGAGAUCAGCGAGAUGCACAGUACACUGCACGCCAGCCUCCAACAACAGAGUGAACACAUCGACCAACUCGUCCAGGAUUCCUUCCUGACCACUGAAAACAUAGGGAGAGGAAACAAAGAGUUGAAAAAGGCCAGCGAGCGGAGGAGCGCGGCUCAGGCUUUGUUCUACUCGACUGUAGCGUUCUGUUCUUUCCUCGUCGUCUGGGAUCUUAUAUUUUGAUCGCGGCCAGCCUUGUUGAAGGCCUAACGUGCCACGGAUACAUGAUGAAUGAGAUGAUGAAACAAUGCGAGGAUGAUCGAUCGUCAAGGUGUAGUCUAGCGUGAAACGAGAUAUCAAUGACGAAUGCCUCCAGGGCAUGGACUCAAAUGAGGUUGAAUUAUUACCCUAAGGACGAGGAAAUGCCCAGGUGGAUCGCUGACGGGCGCAGCCAUCGGCGCUAACGAAUACCGCACAGGUAUUCAGCAAACGGGACAACUCGUGGACCGUCACAAAUGUGCUCGCGUGAGCACAACACACUUCAAUAUGACAGACU